Didymodactylos carnosus is the source of this 1034-nucleotide messenger RNA. Lineage: Eukaryota; Metazoa; Rotifera; Eurotatoria; Philodinida; Philodinidae. The record is from the annotation of a GenBank genome assembly.
AUGCCACAACUCUUUUUGGAUGAUAAACAAGCAGAUCCAAUGCAUGCUGAGUUAGUACGUAAAGUGGCAUAUGACGCACGUAUAUCACAUGAUCUAUACAAACAUUGUGUAUAUCCUCAUUUAGGCGAUAAAUUAUUUUUCAUUGGUUUUGUUCGUCCUUGUUUUGGUGCUAUACCACCACUAGCUGAAAUGCAAGCUAGAUGGUAUGCAUUAUUAUGUUCAAAUAAAUUAACAUUACCAGAUAAGGAAACAAUGAUUGAACAAAGCAAAACUUAUGUUAAAUAUAUUGAAUGGCAACUAACACCUUACAGAACAAAUCGAAUUGUUAAUUUAACAGAUUUUGUCAUCUAUUCAGAUGAUUUGGCUCGUACAAUUGGAUGCAGACCACAUCUAGUGAAAAUGUUUUUUAGUGAUCCAUCACUGUGGCUAAAAUGUAUGUGUGGUCCAAUUAUGAAUGCACAAUACCGUUUAGUUGGUCCUCAUAGUAAAUCUGACCAAGCACGACAAAUAAUUAAAGAAGUCAGAUGGUUAAAACAUCUGAAUUUAAUGAGCUUGUUUUUGUUAUUUGUUCAUGCAAUUAUUUGGUUUUGUGGAUUAAAAUCACACCAACCAAGUACAUGGUAUCCUAUUUCUGCUCCAUAAGUAGUUAUGUCUACCAACUACUUGUCUAAGGGUUUGGGAAUAGGACAAGAUGUAAUAAACAAAUUAAAGGUAGUGAACCUUGUUUCUUACGAGAAAAUGUAAGAAUUGAUAUAUGUACAAAUUUCCUUAGAAUUCUCAGCCGGCCACGAAUAACAGGUUGGAGUUUUAAUACAAAUAUGUCUAUGCUGAGAAAACUUGCUGUUUCCUCCAGCAGGUCUUCCACCGUAACAUUUGUAAAAAGAGCUAAACUAGGUUGGACAACGUCUCUUGCUCAGUUUUAAAACUCGAUGAAGCUGAGCGAAAGCUUUUUCUCACAAACGGAAGCACUUCAAAUGCUUUUAAGUAUGACUUUUCUUAGGUAUCAUACAUAAAUUCUACCAACAAAUUCGGCG